AUAACUAUUAUUUUGGAAACAAUAUGAAACUUAAAUUUACAAACAUUUGUUUAAUUAUAUUACUGGUGCCCAUUGUUAAUGGGAUAACACGUAAAGAACUUGUCGAUUAUGCCGUUCGGCAAUACAAUAGAGUAACACAAACUGUAAAAACUGGAGUUCAAUAUCCAUCUAUAGGAAAUCCCUGGUCAGCCCAGUGGGAGGUAACGCCUCCCGUUGAUAAUCAAUGGACGGCUGGAUUUUAUCCCGGAAUUCUUUGGCAUUUAUAUAACUAUACCAAAGAUGAUCACUGGAAACAAUUGGCUACAAAAGCUACUGAUGCCAUGUAUAACGAUCAAUAUAAUACGUGGCAACACGAUAUCGGUUUUAUGAUAAUGUGCUCAUAUGGUAAUGCAUACGAGUUUACAAAAAAUCCAGAUUAUCCUAAAAUUAUAGUCAAUGCGGCCAAUCAUUUGGCCAAACGUUUCAAUCCUAAAAUUGGAUGCACCCGUUCGUGGGACAGCGGACACGAUGGCCAGUUCCUCGUCAUUGUAGACAAUGUCAUGAAUUUGGAACUACUAUUCGAGGGUUGGAAGCAUUCUGGAAAUGAAACCCUGUAUGAUAUGGCGGUCUCGCAUAUAAAUGUCACUUUAAAAGAGCAUUUGAGAUCUGAUUAUAGUCAUUAUCAUGUCGUGUCCUUUAAUGAAUCAAACGGUAGAGUCAUCAGAAAGUUUACAGCUAUGGGUUACGCUGACUGGUCGUGUUGGUCACAGGGACAGGCAUGGCUCGUGGCUGGACUUACAAUUGCCUAUAGAUAUACUAAAGCUGACUAUAUAUUAAAAGCGGCUCAAGGUGUYUCCAAUUAUUUUAUUGAUCACUUAGCUGAUGAUGGUAUAGCUCACUGGGAUUUUAGUGUACCUCAUGAUCCUCAGCACAGGUAUAUUCCACGCGACACAGCGGCUGCUUCUAUAGCAGCCAAUGGAUUGAUAGAGUUGUAUAGCUAUACUAAAAAUGAGAAAUAUUUGAAUGCAUUUAAUAAAAUUAUGAAUUCUCUUAACACAAGUAAAUAUAAAGCCGAUGGAAAUCGUGAUUAUAAAAUACCAGCCCUUUUGGUAAACGGCAGUACCGAUGCCCACCUACACGACUCGGCACUUAUUUUUGGUGAUUACUAUUAUGUUAAAGCAUUUAGAUAUGUGCUUUAA
Messenger RNA from Oppia nitens, 1178 nucleotides. Its product is annotated as unsaturated glucuronyl hydrolase-like. The record is from RefSeq and is a predicted model, not a curated record. Bases 24 to 1178 code for a protein of 384 amino acids. The transcript is spliced from 2 exons. Gene Ontology annotation, biological process: polysaccharide catabolic process. Lineage: Eukaryota; Metazoa; Arthropoda; Arachnida; Sarcoptiformes; Oppiidae. Gene Ontology annotation, molecular function: chondroitin hydrolase activity.